GCUACUUGAUAGAAUCUAGAUGGGUGGAAGUGAUUCAUCCUGCUACUACUACUACUGUAUCGUAUACACACGUAUUGAUUGAGUGAGGCAAACCAAGUGUGAUCGUGCAAGCGUUUGAUGCUCAGGAGCCAAGCCUCAUAGCCACCCUCCUCUUCGACAUUGCUUCUCCUGUCCAGAUAAUCAAAGCUGGGUCUACAGAUUUCUCUUGAGAACAAGUGAGAAUGGCACAGUCUUUGAGUGACAAACGCCAAGAAAUGUACAAAUGCAGAACACCACCUUGGAAAGAUGUGUAUCGACAGAGGUGUAAAGACAGGCUUAAGCAGAACAGGGAGAGGGUCCUUGCAUUGCGACGGAUGCUGAACACUCAUAAGGACUCCGAAUUCAAAUCUGAGGUUAUCGACCCCUGCGAGGACCCGGCAGAGGAGCAGUUGGACAUUCGGGACAUAAUGGCUGCUGAGUGGUCACAGCUACAGGCAGAGAGACUGGCCACAGGGGAUGCUGGCAUCUCUGAUGACAAGUUUUUUGACAUUGAAGGGGCUAAUAUCCAUGACAUGAUAUCUUGGUUUGAGGAAAUCCAAGAGGAGCUGAAACUAGAAGAACAGCAGUUGCUGAAUCAGCAGGAUCUAUGUGACGAGUAUGUGAAGAGAGAAGAGGAAGAACUGUGCACCUCCUUGAAAUCGUUAUCAACCCUCGAUGUUAUUUGUCCAUUAUGUGAAAGGAAUUCUUUGUUGGAAAACAAAGGUGUGAUUGUGUGCAAGUGUGGCCUCAGAAUCAAUACAGAGCAAGACGGCAUUACCUUGAAGAAUGUUCAAGAAAGUCUGGAGGCAGGCGCGAAUGAGCAUAGUGCUGUCUGCGGGUCCAAACCGGUGUUCUCACUUGAUGAAAAGUUUGGAACUUCUACACUGACUAUGUCAUGCCAAGACUGCGACUUCCUUUUCAUUGUGAUUUGAUGGUUGACUGCGCUAAGCUGUACUGUGGCCUUCAUCUGUAUAUAGAGCAUAUUUUCCUUCAUUUUUUCACAUUGAAUGCAACCAAAUUACAAUAUGUGCUUGACACUCGAAAUACACUGCCUGAAUCGAAA
This is a messenger RNA of Aplysia californica (California sea hare), 1081 nucleotides long. RefSeq names its product RPA-interacting protein A. Gene Ontology annotation, cellular component: nucleus. Bases 222 to 950 code for a protein of 242 amino acids. Gene Ontology annotation, biological process: protein import into nucleus. The record is from RefSeq and is a predicted model, not a curated record. The transcript has 8 exons. NCBI's taxonomy places the organism in Eukaryota, Metazoa, Mollusca, Gastropoda, Aplysiida, Aplysiidae.